This is a messenger RNA of Balaenoptera musculus (blue whale), 754 nucleotides long. RefSeq names its product RNA polymerase I subunit H (gene POLR1H). Gene Ontology annotation, biological process: DNA-templated transcription; termination of RNA polymerase I transcription. Gene Ontology annotation, molecular function: nucleic acid binding; zinc ion binding; DNA-directed RNA polymerase activity. Gene Ontology annotation, cellular component: RNA polymerase I complex. The record is from RefSeq and is a predicted model, not a curated record. The transcript has 5 exons. NCBI's taxonomy places the organism in Eukaryota, Metazoa, Chordata, Mammalia, Artiodactyla, Balaenopteridae. Bases 179 to 550 code for a protein of 123 amino acids.
GCCGUGCUCUCACUGCUCCGCUGCCCCGUAGAGCAGGCCCUCUAGCCCGCGGAGCUGGCUGGUCCCUCACGCCAGCCCCAGAUAAGCCCCCAAGUCGAAGUACCGGACCCGGGCUUGGAAUUCCGGAUAUUUGGGCUCCUUGGUCGCAGAGGCCCAAGCCCUCGACCACCUGUCCAUCAUGGACCUCGCCAGCACCUGCUCCAGCUUUCAGUCUGACCUGGAUUUCUGUCCGGAUUGCGGCUCGGUCCUGCCUCUUCCCGGAGCUCAGGAUACGGUCGCGUGUACUCGCUGUGGCUUCUCCAUCAACGUGCGAGACUUUGAGGCGAAGGUUGUGAAGACCUCAGUUGUGUUCCACAAACUGGGAACAGCCAUGCCCAUGUCGAUGGAGGAAGGACCUGAGUUCCAGGGACCCGUGGUUGACAGGCGCUGCUCUCGAUGUGGGCACGAGGGAAUGGCAUACCACACCAGACAGAUGCGCUCCGCUGAUGAAGGGCAGACCGUCUUCUACACCUGUACCAACUGCAAGUUCCAGGAGAAGGAAGACUCUUGAUUUUUUUCUGAGCGACUCAACAAUCUCUCCUUCUCUUCCUUGGAAGGUGAAAGAUAUUGGGUUCUUAGAUCCUUUGUCCGUCUCCUGAUUGCAGUGUUUUGCUCCCAGAGGAAAAGCAGAUCAUCAUGUGGGGAUUACCAUUGUCCCCAGAGUACUCCUACUCUAGUUGAGUUUCCUUUAUUAAAGUUAUAGUUUUCUAUAAGA